CCAAUAUUAGCAAUAAGGCAUUAAUGGAAAAAAAAAAAAAAAACCUUUUGACUGCAUUCAUUUUCUGUAGUACCUUGCUUUUGUUGUUGCCUUCUAAAAGCUAUAUAUAAGAGGACAUCAUCUCCAGAGACAGCCACAGAGAGAGAAUUGUUUUCAAGUUGAAUAGGGAGUAGCUAGCUAGCAAUGGAUUUUUCGUGCAGUAAGUCUUCUUCCUUGAUGGUUUCUCUUUUGCUAGUGCUUCUACUCAAUGGCUCGUCAUCUCAACCAAGUGAUUUGGUUAGAACAAUCUGCCCCAGAACUAUCAACAAUAUUUUGUGCCUACAGAUUUUCAAAUCCGACCCUCAUUCAGAAACUGCAGAUGUUAAAGGCCUCGCACGGAUCGCAAUCGAUGCGGGUGAAGCCUCGGCUAACCAAACCCUCAAUACUCUUGGCUCUCUCUUUAAUAGCACACCGGCAAGCUCUUUAAAAGAUGUAUAUCAGACAUGCGUAAGAAACUAUGAGACAGCCAUUUCCAAGCUCGAGACAGCAAAGAAUCUUCUGUCGUCCCCCAAUUAUAAAUCUGCAUCUGGUCUUUCUACAGAUGCAACGACUAAUAUCUCGAGUUGUGACACUAGUUUCAUAUUAUUACCAGAACCGUACGGGUCAGCAGUACUUUCUUUUUUAGAUUUGACUAGAAAGUCCUCCAACCUUGCCCGAAUCAUUGAAAUUAUUUUAGUGGAUUUUCUCGUGUAAACGUGUUUUGAGUCGUUAUUUUCGACAUGUA
Messenger RNA from Rhododendron vialii, 763 nucleotides. Its product is annotated as pectinesterase inhibitor-like. NCBI's taxonomy places the organism in Eukaryota, Viridiplantae, Streptophyta, Magnoliopsida, Ericales, Ericaceae. The coding region runs from base 184 to 732 and encodes 182 amino acids. The record is from RefSeq and is a predicted model, not a curated record. Gene Ontology annotation, molecular function: pectinesterase inhibitor activity. The transcript has a single exon. Gene Ontology annotation, biological process: negative regulation of catalytic activity.